CAACAAAAAGAGGAAGAAAGAGCAAGGAAAGAAGCUGAGAGGCUUGCCGAAGAGCAAGCAUUACGUGCAGAGCGAGAAAAAAAAGCUGAAGAAGAACGUAAAAAACGUGAAGAAGAGCGUCUUCGAAAAGAGGCGGAGCGAAGAGCAAAGGAAGAAGAACGCUUAAAAAAAGAGGAGGAAAAAAGGAGAAGGGCAAAGGAGGAAAAGGAAAAGGAGGAACGUAGGAGAAAAGAACAAGAGGCAAAAGAACGUAAAGAGCGAGAGGAGAAAGAACGUAAAGAUAGAGAAGAGAAAGCUCGUAAGGAAAAAGAGGAGAAAGAGCGGCGUCAACGUGAUGAACGUGAUAGAAAAGAGCGUGAGGCAAAAGAACGAAGAGAGCGUGAGGCAAGAGAACGAAAAGAGAAGGAAGAAAAUGAACGUAAAGAGAGAGAAUUAAAAGAGCAAGAGAAAGUUCGUAAAGAAAAAGAAGAAAAGGAGCGUAGAGAGCGAGAAGAAAAAGAGAGAAAAGAUAAAGAAGAAAAAGAACAGAGGUCUGUUAUUUUACCCUCUACACGGCAGCAUGUUGAGCGAAAACGCACUAUUCCACCAAUAGGUCAACCUUCUAUACAACAGUCACAACCACCAAUAAAUAAUCAACCAGCUGUACAAUCUAAAAAUGUUGUUACAAUGUCUAACGGAUGGAUUAAUAAUUAUACAUCACACGAAUCACAUCAAAAUAUUCCUCCACAUCAUGCUAUAAAUCAACCUCAUCACAUGCCCCCACCCCCAAAUCAUCCACCACAUCCAAUAUUUAGUCAGAAUGGGCCACAACCUCAAUUUGGAGGACAACCUGGAGGGAUUAUAAAUGGUCCAGUAGGAAUUAAUAAUGAGAUCGUAAAUGAUGUAUAUACGAACAAUAAAAAAAUACUUAAUCAACCACCACCACAACAGCCAACAAACACUUUACCAGGGAUGAAUCCUGCAUCUUCGCUGUUCACUACGGGAUUAGGCCCAAUUGGUAUGGGUGUCCAUCCACAUCAUGGUGGACCUCCGAUGCCAAUGCACCCUCAUCACCCAGUAAUGCGACAACAGAUACCUCCUCGAGGGUUCAAUCCAAUUGGGGCAGCACCUCAUUUAGCUGGUCCUGCUGCAGGUGUUCCACCAUCAGUAGCAUCCACAAAUUUAUCUCUUCUUAAUGAACCUGUAAUUAGCGGUAAUGGAAAUAUUGGUGCUGCAGGAUUAAAUACUAACCCACCACCUGGUGCAUUUGGUGGAUUACCUUUAGGUGGAGGACAAGGACCAUUAGGCCCACAAACAUUUAAUUUGGGAACUCAGGUUGUUGGUCAACCAACAUCCUCUUCUCAUAUUGGCCCUAAUGUUGUCCAAAACGCACCAUUAGCUCCUAUCGGGCAUCGUAGGAUGUCACAACAUCCCGAUGACCCGCAUAUCAAAGCAGUGCAGCGACCACAACCGAUACAAC
Messenger RNA from Dentiscutata heterogama, 1459 nucleotides. The record is from the annotation of a GenBank genome assembly. NCBI's taxonomy places the organism in Eukaryota, Fungi, Glomeromycota, Glomeromycetes, Diversisporales, Gigasporaceae.